Sturnus vulgaris (Common starling) is the source of this 8416-nucleotide messenger RNA. Lineage: Eukaryota; Metazoa; Chordata; Aves; Passeriformes; Sturnidae. The record is from RefSeq and is a predicted model, not a curated record.
CUUGACUGUUUUUUAUAUAUUGUUGUUGUUAUUGUUGUUGUUAUUAUUAUUAUUAUUUACCCAUAUUGGAGGAUAGGAGAAGUCUAUAAGUGGGUUGCAAAAAAAAAAAGGAAUCUUCUUCACUCUAAAUCACUUUCUUUGCUGGACUGGGAUAUUAAAUAUACGACACAUCCAGGAGUUUAUUGGAGCGCAGACUGAUGGCGCAAAGGUACGAUGAGCUGCCCCACUACGGCGGGAUGGACGGAGUAGGGGUGCCGGCGUCCAUGUACGGGGACCCCCACGCCCCCCGGCCGAUCCCCCCGGUGCACCACCUCAACCAUGGGCCGCCGCUCCACGCCGGACAGCACUACGGCGCCCACGCCCCGCACCCCAAUGUCAUGCCGGCCAGCAUGGGCUCCGCUGUCAACGACGCUCUGAAGAGGGACAAGGACGCGAUCUACGGGCACCCGUUGUUCCCCCUCUUAGCUCUGGUCUUUGAGAAGUGCGAGCUGGCGACCUGCACGCCCCGGGAGCCCGGCGUGGCCGGCGGGGACGUCUGCUCUUCCGACUCCUUCAACGAGGACAUCGCCGUCUUCGCUAAACAGGUCCGCGCCGAAAAACCACUUUUUUCUUCAAAUCCAGAGUUGGACAAUUUGAUGAUCCAAGCAAUACAAGUACUAAGGUUUCAUCUUUUGGAAUUAGAAAAGGUUCAUGAAUUGUGUGAUAAUUUCUGCCAUCGGUACAUUAGUUGUUUGAAAGGAAAAAUGCCAAUAGACCUCGUUAUUGAUGAAAGGGAUGGCAGCUCCAAAUCAGACCAUGAAGAACUCUCAGGAUCUUCCACAAAUUUAGCCGAUCAUAAUCCUUCAUCUUGGAGAGACCACGAUGAUGCAACCUCAACGCACUCGGCAGGCACACCAGGGCCCUCCAGCGGGGGCCACGCUUCCCAGAGUGGAGACAACAGCAGCGAGCAAGGUGAUGGUUUAGACAACAGCGUAGCCUCACCUGGUACAGGAGAUGAUGAUGACCCAGACAAGGACAAAAAGCGUCAGAAGAAAAGAGGCAUUUUCCCCAAAGUAGCAACAAAUAUCAUGAGAGCGUGGCUUUUCCAGCAUCUCACAUUACACAGGGACACUUUACUGCAUGAUCCAACAUUUCUUCCGAAAGAGAGGUGCUUCUUGUGUUGGUAUGAACUUCUCUGUGGAUGAUGGGAUGAACUGCAGAGUUUUAGGGUAAUCCUAAGAAUUCCACAUUGUUUCACAUAAUAUGCCCACUUACACCUCAAGUUUAAACAGCCUAGAACCUAUGCACUUGUUGUAUGGUGGCCAUGAAAUGCCAAGCAAACACUUCUCAGACCGAAAACCCCACUACUUAAUGCAUAUCUAACCAAAACAUUUGUAGAUAAUUUACUGCUAUAAUUAAUCUUAGCUGUCCUGGCUUUUAUGAACUUACAUCCCACAAUGCUCUUGGAUGCAACCAACCUUGUGGGAAAAGGGGCUCUUGCCAUUUUCUCUCCCUUUUAUUCCCCAUAAGUUGUCCAUUUAGAAAGCAAUAAUGCUUCAAAGGAACCAGUGCAAAACAAUAUGUGCAGCAGGAGAAUAAAAUAUCUACAAAUGAGCAGGACUGUGGUGAUUUUCUAGAAUGGGUACAAAUAGACAUAACCAUAGAGCUAUGAAACUAUCAUGAGUUUGGCUCCUGGGGUCUGAAGCCCCAGCUGAAAAGAUAAAAUAUUGCACUCUUCAAUUCAGCAGUGCUCUAACAUCCUCUACUGCAUCCCAAACAAUCUCUGCAGUAAACUUCUUGCUGAGACUGAAAACUCUUUAAAACAAGGCCUGAGGACUCAUGAGCUUUCUACUCAGUACCCUUUAGGCUCACUCCAUGAAAAAAUAUCUUGCCUAAAAGAGGCCAAAUAUCACACAACAGAGCUGGUGGGAAAUUCAAACUGUUCUAAGCAAAGAAGUCAAUAGAGCUGCUGUAGUGAAAGGUAAUGUUCAGAGUGAGAUCACCGUGUUAUGAUCUCAUGCUGAACAUCGGGACUGGUUUUUUUUCUUGAGGAUUAUGAAACUAGCCUGAGGCCAGUCUGGUGAGAGUCUGAGAAAGAUACAGAAGGAUGUUUGGAGAGCCUGGACUAUCAGGGCCCUUAUUCCCCAAAAAGGGCAACAGAGGCUGAAAAAGAUGAGACAAACGAGAGCUGUAUUGUUAUUUCCAGUGCUCUUUUCAUCCAUCCCAAAAAUACAAGAUCUAGCCCUAGACAGAGAAUGUGUAUACUGAAGCAGUGAAUAAGCACAGGCUGCAAAGAGAUAAGAGGAGAAAUUACUGAAGAGGAACAAAACACCUUGCAGGAAUAAUGGAAUUCAGCAGCCAAACCCCAGUCAUUUAGACUGUAGAACAAUCUGGGGAAGUGCCUUUGCUUAGCAAUUUUAAAACUAGACUCCAAAAAAACAUUUGAAGGUAUACUGCUGAGAAACAUCUUGCAUUCCUGAGCUUACACUAAAGUAAUGUUGCCUGGAGGUUUUCUCAUAUUUUCGUGUUUUCUUAUUAAUGAUUAAAAACUGAAAAGUAUCUUGAAAUUAGAGCUGUUUUCAGAAGGAAACCUUCCCAAAUUUGGCUUCCUUCAGGUUUAAGUUUAUGUUGUAUUUGUUUCAACUUUUGUAAUGAUGUUUCAUUUAUCUGUCAGUGGAAAAAUUAUUGCAAAAUUAACUUACAAAGUCAAACUAGAAAUGGGAUUGAGACACAAAUUGAAAAACUAAGCUUAAGAGUAAUAUUUAAUUACUAUUCCUUCAGGCACUGGGAGUGGAUACUGAAGGUCAGCCAGGCUUGGGCUCUGUCAAACUGACAAAGAAAGCAACUUUGUAUUGAGUAACUUAUGUAAAAAACACCUCACUUUCAGAUAUUCAGAGGCAGAGACUGUCACAAUACAUACAGUGCUCUCUAUUCAGAACUCGUGAAGCUUCAGCAAUAUCUGGGUAAGGUACAGGUCUGAAAUCAACCCAUACUCAGAUUAGUCUUCACCAAAAUAUCUGACAUCUGCUCCAACAUUUACUCUAUGAAAUAUCAAUUCAAAACACCAAAAAUUGUUUGAGCAUUCAAAAUACAAAUGUUGAUUUUUAAGGUCAUGGAUCCAAUGGAAAUUUAAUAUAAAAUGGAGUUGAUUAUGGAUUUACACAGAAGUUUGAAUGCCAAAAUGGGUGAAAACCAUAGCUUUUUUCACCUGCUUUUCACUUACAGACAUUUAUGGCAAUUUGAUGCCAUGAUUUAAAAACAAAACUUGGGCCCUCAGAGAGGCAGAAUGACCGCAAGAAAAUAUUGACUGAGUGCCUGCUGUCUUCAACUGCUGAAUUUCACUCACAGCUUUCCUCAAAAGUAUCAGGAAGAAAGAGAUUAUAUUUUCAAUUUGAAAUGAAAUUUUACUCUUGAAUAUUAUAAUAAUGUAACUGUGAGGUUCCAUGUUCAUCUCAAUGUCUUCCAGAUCAAAUGAACAUCACUUUCAUGGCAGAAAAAUGUUUGGGUUUUUUUUUUCUCUUUUUUAAAAAAUUUUUUUCCUCCUUCAUUUCCAAAAUUAGAAAUUUAGCCUUGGAUCUUAGAUCCAAGUCGGAUUCUUUCGGCUCAUUUAUUGGUAGUCACAAGGAUUAUAUGAUAACAGUACUGUUGCAUUACAAUGGUAAAGCUAUGCAAUUACAAUAAUAAAUAGACGAUGGAUUGGCCAGAAAAAAAGAUCCCAUUUUCUUGCCUACAGCUAGACUGGCUUUAUGAAGAAAAAUAUCACAAACUUCUAUUAUGGAUUGAAGUCAAUGGCAUUUUUUUGUCAGCAGAGAAUCAAAUGCAAUUCAGACACACAGGAACAUAAAUCUGUUCAGUAAGUCAGUCACUUUUCAGAACACUGCUGCUUAGUUUUGUUAGUAUUUUUCUUCUUUUGGGUAUUUUUUUCUGUCUGGUACAACACAGGAUUAGUAAGUCAGGCAUGUUUGGAAGGUUUUAAAGAAGUGAAGCAACAGGACAAAGAUCUCUUCCUCUUAACUAUACUUCCUAGGAAUGGGCUUACAUACCCAUUUUAAAGAUGCCAUAGGCAUGACAGGCCUUUUUUAGGAUUUUCAUAUGCGGUUCAGAAGUUACCUGCUUGAGAAAUGAGAGCAGGAGCUUUCUGUGGCUGCAUGUUGGAAUCCUCUUAGCUGCAAAAGCAGUGAAAACUGACCUUUGCUCUCCAAACAAGGAGUCUUCUGGCAUGGAGCUUAGUUUUCCUACUGCUCUUCACAACUGUAAAUAAUGUUAGUAUACCCUAAAUUCAGAGCAUGCAGCACUUUACAUUACUAUUGUGUAUCUUAAAAUAAACAACAUUGCAAGCUGUUUAUUUUGGUGUUACUAUGUAUGCAUUUUUUAAACAGUGGUUACUUAAACAAACGUCUCUGUUCCCACAGCACUUAAAAGCUGCUGUUUGCUCAUUGUGGUUUUUGGGUUUUGUCACUUUUGUUUUGAUUGUUUCUGAAAAUCACACUGGAGGAUACAGAAGACAGGAGUAAGUUGUACUUGUUCCAAGCAAAUGCUUCAUGUCACAGCUUUUUCUUUGUGCCAGUUUUUCUCAUGUUCCUAGCAGAAAUAAUUUUGGUUUAGCUCAAAUGUAGAGAUCACCAGUAUUCCAGAUUAGGUGGCAACUGUACUCAAAUGCAUUUCUGCAGGCCAGUCAGGUCAUGCAUUUGUUUGAAUUUGACCCUGAGAUAGCGUAAUUGUUUUAAUGACAUUAGUACUGAUUAUUUAUUCAUUGCUCAGCAAAACAAAAGGUGCAGGGGAUGAGAAUUUAGGGAAUUGAGGGUUUCCACAUCUUCUUUCAUCCUCUCUCAUCAGUCUUCAUUCAUCCACCCUAGAAACCUCAAGUGCAGAGCAAACUUCUGUGGUUGGAAAUGCAGAUAGGAUGUUGAUGAAAAAGCCAUUAUCAGACAUCAACCUUUCAAAGCUACAUUGCCACAGCUUUGUGGCCCUCUACCUACACAGGGAGCUCAGAGGACACUUGCUGGUCUGACACUGUUCUGCUAGAGGGCUCGGUGAUCUACACUGUUUUUCACCUGUAGCAAUGAGCUUUUGGUGAUGGCUCUGCUCCUUGCUCUGCUGUGUAUACUGUUCUCGUGGCGUAAUUGGCUAAAUCUUAGAGAAAGAUUAAGGAAAAAGCUUAUUUCUCCUUUCCCUCACUCUCCCUAUCUUUGUGAAAGGUGUCUAUGCUACCUCAUGAUUGUGGUAGUUAUUCCAUAGUCGCCCUGUUCCACUUUGCCAUUUUUUGCUAGGUAAUCUUCCAUCAGUCCUCUUUGCUGAGAAAGAAAAAUACUUAUCUGAGUCUGUAGAAUUGUGUCUUAAAGGACCAAGAAAUCAGAGGCUUCCUCUGUAUGAAUAUCGCACCAUUAUAAGGAAAACUGAGGAUAGCAUAGCAAGGCCACCAUCAGAAUUUCUUAGCAGAGGCAACAGUGGUAGGUUGAGGGGUAUGUGUUAUUAAAAUGGGUGGUCAUCUUACCAGCUUCUGCCCUCAUUUUGGAGUCAAAGUGUGCCUGGGCAGUCAUGAAAGUCCUGAGGUGAUUCCUGUGUGGAAAAGGUUUAGCAGGAGUGCUCCAACAAACAUGGGAGGUAGCACUAAACAGUAUCAGGUACUGGACUAGCUCCAUCCAGCCUUGAGAUCAGAACAGCAGAAAGGUUUGGUUUCCUUGUGCUUGGAUACAGCUGAGAACUGAGCCCGAAUUAUUCAUUUGUAGAACUUGUAAAUGUUGACUGUCUUUUUGCAACAGAAAGUAAUUUCUUCACUCAACUGCUAAUUGCCCCAUGAUUUUAAUCAAGUAAGAUUUUUAGAUAAGGAAAAUUAGUGUUUGAGAAAAAUUUUGAAUGCAGUUAUUUUGUAACUUGUGUAUACUGUAAACCAGUUUGUCCUCCUUAAUUAUGGUCUUCAAAGAUAAACAGGUUGAAGGGUGUGUUGCAGUCCUUGGCACAAAUAUAGCAUAUUUCAGUGCUUUGUUGAGCAAGCUGCGUGUUUUUGAGUAAGAAAUAAAAAGUUACUUGCAUUUUCUAAUGAAGUUAAGGUUUAUUAUUUUUUAUUUAUAGCUCAGCAGGUGUUGAUUUGCAGCAUUGUGUAAAUGUUCAUUUGCUUCUGGACUUCAAUACACUGGAUAACCCCUGCUUUCUCAGUAGAGCUAUGUGACAAUUAAGGAUGAGAGGAGCAUUUGAUAGAAAAGAGGCCAACAGCACAGCAGUCCAACAGCAGUGGGACUAUGUUAUUCUAUCUACUGAACGAGGACAGUACAAUAUACCAGUGUACCACAGCUUUCCUUUUCACUCCAAACCAUUCCAUCUAAUUUACAGAGCUAUUAAUUUGUUUGCUUGGUUUUUUUCUUUUCACCUGCUGAUAAUUUUUCUCCUAAUCAGCCAUGAGUCUUCCACUGCUUUUCUUCUGCUUCAAUGCUAAUAUAUACAUUUUAAAGUUUUGCAUGCUUUUUUUUAGUCUAAAUACUAUGCCAACAAUCUAAUUUGUGACUGAAAUUACUAACAUCAUUUACAUCUGUAGGUGAACAUUACACCUCUUCUAUCUGAGAGACAGAAGAUGGCAGAAUGAUUAACAUUUUAAAUGCUGUUCACAGAAAUGGAAACUACUAAGUGGCAGCAAAAUUUAGUGAGAAGGAGCAGGUAGCAUUAAAUAUUUUAGAAGUAUUCUAAGAAGUGGUUUUUUCUUAUUUUUCACGAAAUAAAAUCUGCUUUAUUGGCCAGACAAAUGCUCCACUGAGCCAGAUAAGGGUCAGCAGUGAGUGGUGAUGAGGCCAAGAAAUGGUGCAAGUGUAGGAAGAUCCCAGAAGUCCCAGUAUGUUCUCCAGGCUUCUAGUGGGCAGAAGUUUAAAGACUUUCCGAGUUGGAAGUUUAUAUCCAGAGUGUAAUGCUUAAGAGCCACUGAUGCAUUUACAUUUUAUUUUUGGGCCUGCUAUGGACCAAACCAUAUAUUCAUGAGCUACAGUGGGAAGAGCUUAAUUUUGGAUUAUUUGAAUCAUUGAGGACAUUUAUUGGACUAUUUUCUGAUGUGGAAUUGGAAUGGGACAUUCGAAUAAGCUUUACAUUUCUUGAUGUGUGGAUCUAACUUUCUAAACUGUAUUAUAAAAAAAGAAGAAGAAAGAGAGAGAGCGAGGAUAUCAGUUUACACCUGAUUUUAAAUUAAACCUGCUUUCUUUCAUGUAGUAACAGGAAAAACUUAGCAGCUCUGCAGUUUUCUAAGAAAUUGUCUUGAAGUGUCGGGAAAAUUUUUUCUUCUUCAUUUGAAGGGAACCCCAAUUAAAACUCUAACCAUUCCAUGUCUUUUCAGUGUCCUAUUCUCCAUUGCUGUUCUUCACAUGAUUGAUUCUGGCAAAAUAAAACACUGAUCAGCCCAUACAUUUGAUAGAGCGCUUUUAAAUAAAUAUCCCCGCUGUGUCCUGGUAGAAACCAUUCGCACAGCUUUGACAUAACCUAAUCAUGUGCAAAGCUAAACCUUGAGUAGCUAGUUCUUGCAGACUUUUUUUUCUUUUUUUUUCCCCUUUUUCCCCUCCCUUCUUCUUCGCAUGGCCCCUUCGGAGCUGCUGGAGGGCGUUGUUGAGAAGUUGCUACCGUUGAUACAGUUGCUAUUAAUCACAGUCUGCCGUGUUGUGACGCAGGUUCUAAUAACAUCCCAUUGAGCUGCCCUUGUAUGCUGGAGGCUUACCAACAGCACUCGGCCUUUGAUAUUCAUCUCACACCAGGAUAAAGAAAAUGUAGAGUUAAAAAAAAAAAAAAACAAAAAAAAAACCCAACUGCAAAUAGGCAAAGAACAAAAAAGGGGGGAAACAUAGCAAAAUCAAAAACAGACACGCUUUCUGUGUGCUGCUUCGUUUACCAUGGGAGCAGCAAAGCUAUAAAUCUCUGCUGUGUUGUUUGAAAAUUGAACAUGAGGCUGCUAAAUUUAUCAUUCAUUCUUUGUUGUUUCUGGGUAGUAGCUGCCUGACUUGGCUGACUUUGGUUUCUGUCCCCUCCUCAAUAACAAUUUUUGUUGUCAUCGUUGUUUCAAUACAUUACACACGCAAAUCAAAAUUUUACUGGAUCAAAGAAUAUUGGAGGAUUUAGUAAAGUGCUCAUAAAGGGGAGGAGGAACAAAUUUGCUGCAUGUUACACAUCAUGCUUCCUUGGCAACUGACUCCCUCACAUUCAUAAUUACAGGAACAUAAUUUUUAAAAAGCAGCAUGGGCGGGGGGAGGGAGAGGGAGCACUUCCUUUGGUUAAAGACAUUCACAACUUUUAAAAUAUGUGAGUCUUUGAAAAUUAGAAAAAAAAGUUCACCCAUAUGCUCUGUAAAGAUUAAACCUGGAGCCUGAUAGAACUGCACAAUCACCUUCUUUUGUUAGCACUUCUUGUCCAUGUUGAACUGCAAAGAAAAAAAGGUGGAAAGCAAGCCUGCUACAGAUGUGACUGGCUA